ACAAAAGAUAUAGAUUUCACUUGGAUAAGCAUUCACGCAACAGCCCAUGAAAUGUCGGAUCCAAUUUCAUAUAUUGGAUCUUCUUUAUCUGAAUCAUUAAAAAAAAAAGAAAACGAAACUGAAGAAAAAGCCACUACCGCUACAUGUAUACAUACAUUUGCUUCUGCAAAUUCAAAAGCUCCGAGGACUUUCGAUAAAAUAGUCGAUCCAAAAAGAUUGUGGUACGAAAGCGAUCUUAGUUCUUCGGAAGAGAGUGAAAAUUCUUCGACAAAGCCGCCAUUGUCUAAAAAGAAGCGUAUUAGCCUGAUUUCUUCAACAUGUAUUCUUGAUAAGCUCGAUUGCAAUUUGUCAAAGAAAAAUGGUGGUUCUACAAAUAGUCAACCUUCAGCCAAACCUAAAGAAGGACACAAACAAAGCAUUCUUUCCAACCGAACUUGUCACAACACUUAUGAUUCUUCACAAGACAGUGAUGGUACUACUACUUCAGAGACUGGCGAAGUUAGUCUUUCCUCUUCUGAAAGUGAUAGCGACGACUCUUUUAAUGAUGAUACUGAGGACGAAGAUGAUAAUGCUGCUGAAGACGAAGAUUGGAAUCAUUUACUUAAUGCAACAUUUUUCAUCAUAUGUUACGAUUGA
Molecule: messenger RNA, 636 nt
Organism: Protopolystoma xenopodis
Lineage: Eukaryota; Metazoa; Platyhelminthes; Monogenea; Polystomatidea; Polystomatidae
Source: the annotation of a GenBank genome assembly